Drosophila busckii is the source of this 709-nucleotide messenger RNA. Its product is annotated as RE1-silencing transcription factor. Lineage: Eukaryota; Metazoa; Arthropoda; Insecta; Diptera; Drosophilidae. The transcript is spliced from 3 exons. The coding region runs from base 92 to 577 and encodes 161 amino acids. The record is from RefSeq and is a predicted model, not a curated record.
GAUAACAGUGAGCAACCAUAACAAACAACAAGCAAAAGUUAGUCUUUAUUAUUUUUUAUUAUUAUUUGAGCUUUAUAAACAAGGCUUUCGUAUGAGUUCGUAUGUUAAACACUGUCCAUGGCCAAGAUGUGGAUAUGUGACUAGUCGCAGAUAUAACUUGGAGCGUCACAAGAAGGCGCGGCAUUCCGGAGAAAAUGAAAAACAGCGCAUAGAUCGCUGGCGCUCCAAACGUUUUCCGUGCCCUAUUUGUGACCAUGCUUCCACAACACGGCCACAUCUGAAGCGUCACUUUAGCAACAAACAUCCAGAUGAGGAUUUAUCAAAUUAUGUACUAACUUCUAUACCUUAUGAGGACUUUGAUACAUCGUGCGAGCUGCAAGAGGAGGAGGAAGAGAACUCCUCGGUGGAGAUGCUGUUAACAGAGGAGGUGGAGGAAUCAUUUGGUCCAGAUGUAAACUCAAAGGAUAUAACGGUGCUAGAACUCAUAACGCCUCUAGGCGGCGACUCGCCCUCAUAUGUAACAAUGGAAGGCGAAGUGUUCCGCUUAAUACCUGUUGAGGAGGACGACGGCAAAUAGAUGUUCGCUAGCCUGCUCAUGAAUUACUUGUGCCCUCAUGCUAUGAAUAUAUUUCUUUACUGUACAUUGAAACUAAUACUAAGAAAACCAAAUCAAAUGUAAAUAUAAGCAAAUUUCGUUUUAUUAAAACCA